Molecule: messenger RNA, 888 nt
Organism: Striga asiatica
Lineage: Eukaryota; Viridiplantae; Streptophyta; Magnoliopsida; Lamiales; Orobanchaceae
Source: the annotation of a GenBank genome assembly
UGACACUCGAGUGCACAGAUUGACACUCGGGUGCACAGAGGCGAAGAGCCCAAAUCAAAAACACAUCACACAAACAAAACAGACAAACAGACACUAACAAAGCACAAACUACAAAACAACACAUACAAAACAACAUAACACAAAAAUAAAAGACACAUAACAAAAUAAAGCCCUUCCAGCCAGCAGCCGAAACCAACCGAACACAACUAGACGCCGACCACCCACACAGACAAGACCCGGUCCAAGUCGCAAGCCAGAAACUGCAGAACCUCGUUCGCCUAACUUGACUCGAGAUUGAAAAACCAUGGCCCUCCCGAGUGGACAACCACAACACCCGAGCCCGGAGAUCAAUAAACAAGCUCCACCUUCACAACCCCGAAGAUCCGAGACCGAGACACAAGACCCAGCCCCAACUUAACUCCGCCAAUGAAACCAACAAACACAAAAGCAGAGAAAUUCGGAGAAGGAAGGAAAGCGAAACGGCCCAAUCUCAGCCCGACCACCCCUUGUUACCAAAUUGAUGAUCGGAACCGCAGCCCAUGGUCUAAAGCUUACCGGAAAAGCACCGCUGCUCAUACUCUGAGAAGCCGCCGAGGCGAGAUCCAAAAUGGGUUGACCCGCCGGCUCACCCGGGAAGAGGAAGCCGCCCAUCCAACAAGCAUUCGAACGUCGGCCGCACGGCCCAGAGAUGCCGCCGCCCCGAUGGCCCGGAGGCCCCUGCUGGAGGAAGGCAACUGGAUCUGGUUUUUUUAGCUUUUUAGAGAGAGGUAGAGGUAGAGAGAGGCGAGAGGAUGAUAUCAAUGAUUAACAUCGUGUUUUUCUUUUUUUUGGCUUAUGUCAAGUAUGUUAGCAUUAUUCAGUAUAUUGUUAUUUUUUGCCAGAAAUGGG